Naegleria lovaniensis is the source of this 1671-nucleotide messenger RNA. RefSeq lists its product as uncharacterized. The transcript has 3 exons. NCBI's taxonomy places the organism in Eukaryota, Heterolobosea, Eutetramitea, Acrasida, Naegleriidae. The record is from RefSeq and is a predicted model, not a curated record. Gene Ontology annotation, molecular function: ornithine decarboxylase activity. Bases 1 to 1671 code for a protein of 556 amino acids. Gene Ontology annotation, cellular component: cytoplasm.
AUGAACUCAUCUUCAAAUAAUAACCGUGAGAACCACAACGGAUCGGAUCAUCAACCUGGUGUUCCAAUAGUUACCGUUAGUAAUGAGAACACUAACGCACAUUCUUCCAACCAUAGUUCUAGAACAUCCUCUCCGAAUACCAAUGCCGAGAGUUCUCAACAACAAUCAUUGUUAUCCACCUCUUCGUCGACCAGCUCUUUGGGAGGAAUGAAGAGAGUUAAAUCUAUAGAAUUCUUACAUCUCGGGUACGAGCAUCAUGAUCCUGGUGAAUUUGUAAAUUCUUCUUUGAGAAGAAAAAAGAAUCAAAAUUCAGAAUCAAUGACACGAGUAGUUUCUCAUGCAACACUCAAUUCACUUCCUCCUCAUUCUGAGACUUCAUCAUGGGUUGUCUCUCUACAACCACUUUUUGAAAAUUAUUUUAAUGCAGAGUUGCAUUCUAUUAAAGAUCAACAAACACAUUUGAAUAAUACUGUAAGAAGAAUUGUGAAGAAAAUCACAGAAAAGAAACAGCCGUUGGAGUCAUUCUUUGUGGUAGACUUGUCACAUAUUGUGCGACAGAUUGAAAGAUGGAAAAAGGCAAUGACUUUUACGACUCAUGGUCCAUGUGUUGCGAAUUAUGGUGGAAUGGUCAGACCCAUGUACGCCGUAAAAUGUAACCCUAACGAGAAUAUUAUUAAGAUUGUGUACCUAAUGGGAGGAGGUUUUGAUUGUGCUUCACAACAAGAAAUCUCCUGCCAGCACGCCGGAGUCGAAUGGACGACAUUAGAUUCUGUUUGUGAAGUUGAAAAACUUGCCGAGCAUUGGAAACAUUGCAAAGGUAUUAUUCGUAUUAAAACGGAUGAUGCCCAUUCUGCGAUUGGAUUUUCUGAGAAGUUUGGAGCUACCAAACAUGGAGCGAUAGAAAUAAUGGAAAGAGCAAAGGAAUUGGGAAUUAAUUUAGUGGGAGUCAGUUUCCAUGUUGGAACGAAUUGUGAAGAUGUCCAAUCGUAUGUUAAGGCUCUUCGUGACACAGCUGAACUUUGUAAAACCGCAAAGGACCAUUUUGGGUUUACUUUUAACUUGAUUGAUAUUGGAGGAGGAUUUAUGAGCAGAUUGAAGAGUGCUUUACCAAUGGAAACUGUUGCAAAUGAGAUUAUUCCUCUAAUCACGGAAUCCUUUGCUCGAUCUGAAAUCACUUCGCAAAACGAUCUUGUUGAUAGAAGCACUGUCAGAAUUAUUGCUGAGCCAGGGCGCUAUGUUGUAUCAAGAUCCCAUACCUUGGUUUGUCAUAUUCACACAAAGAAAGAUUUACGUGAAGAAAAUGCCAUUCGUGUGGCUGAACUUCUUCAGCAAGGCGUUGACGUUGAUUCAUUACCACUCCUUGACGAUUUUCAUUAUUACAUUGAUGAUGGUAUUUAUGGUAGCUUUAACAAUGUGGUCUAUGAUCAUGUUCAGUUGGUGGUUAAUACUGUAAUGACCAAAAAGGCCAACAAGAAUCAAGAAAAGCAUCCCUCAACAUUGUGGGGCACAACCUGUGAUUCUCUUGACAUUUUAUUUAAGGGUUAUCCUUUACCGGAAUUGUCAUUGGGUGAUCAUUUGUUUUUCCAUAACUUUGGGGCCUAUACUACCGCCUCUUCUUCAGAAUUUAAUGGUUUUAAAAACAAUAGGCUGCAUUACAUUUGGAGAAAUUAA